Molecule: messenger RNA, 1353 nt
Organism: Arachis stenosperma
Lineage: Eukaryota; Viridiplantae; Streptophyta; Magnoliopsida; Fabales; Fabaceae
Product: protein FAR1-RELATED SEQUENCE 5-like
Exons: 3
Coding region: 1-1353 (450 amino acids)
Biological process (GO): regulation of DNA-templated transcription
Molecular function (GO): zinc ion binding
Source: RefSeq, a predicted model, not a curated record
AUGGGAACUGCUCCAAAGAGUAUCAUAACCGAUCAAUGUCGAUCCCUUUACCGUGCGAUCAAAAAUACUUUACCUGACACACGUCACCGGUGGUGCAUCUGGCAUAUUAUGAAUAAGCUACCUUCCAAGCUUGGGGGUUACCGCCGGUACGGAGCUUUGUACGGUGACCUAAACGACAUUGUGUGGAACUCUCGGACGGAGGAGUCAUUUGAAGAUGACUGGACUGAUUUUAUAGAUGAGUACAACUUACAUAACAACACAUGGCUGUCAGAUUUGUAUGAUAACCGACGCAUGUGGGUCCCAAUAUAUUUCAAGGGUGAAUUUUGGGCAUCAAUGCGGAGUACGCAAAGGAGUGAGAGCAUGCACGCAUUCUACGGUGGAUACUUAUCCAGUAAAACUAGCUUAGUUCAAUUUGUUCAUGAAUAUGACAAUGUGCUUGGAGUCAAGGAGCAGAGGGAACUGGAGGAUGAUGCUGCAGACUCGAGGGGGGUCAUCCCUUGUGCAACGACCUCGCCUAUGGAGAAACAGUUUCAACUAGAGUAUACCACGAGCAUUUUUAGGGAUGUUCAGAUUGAGUUUGUGAAGAAGGCUAACUGCAGAGUUUCUGCAAUUGAUGAACAGGGUCCAUUGGUCUGCGUGAAGGUGGAAGAGGAGAAACUAGUCAACGAUACUAUUCUAUGCGUUCCGUACGAUGUUCACUUUGGCCGUUCCACACAGGAGCUUCGUUGUGAGUGUAAUCUCUUUGAGAGUUCAGGUGUGUUGUGCUGUCACUGCCUUGAAGUGUUCCAUUCGUAUAAAGUGUACAAAGUACCUUCUUGUUAUGUUCUUCCUCGAUGGAGCAAAAAGAUAAAGCGCAAGCAUACAUAUGUCAAAAGUAGCCAUGAUGUCAGUCGGUCGGAUGAGAGUCAUGUUGCAUUCAGGGGACUGUGUGCACACUUCUACAAUGUUGCCCAAGAGUUUGUAGGUGACGAUGAAGAAACAGCAUUGAUGCAUGUUGCUUUGGAAGAAACAAGGGCCAAAUUGGCUGCGCACCGUGCCAAAAAGAGGUCCGAGAGCGUGGCAGAAAUUCAGACCAACAUUGGAUCACAGAGUUCGAACGAUGUCAGUGUUGAUGACAUCCAAGGCCCAUCGAAGGUCACCACAAAGGGCAGGCCAAAGAGUAAGAGGCUCGGCUCUGCCCUUGAGAAGUCUAUCAAGAAUUCAAGACUGAGAAAACAAAAGAAUUUACCCCCGGUGGUUCGUCCGCACACACUUCAAGAUACAAACCAUUGUGCUGUUUCUGGCCUGAAUGGUCCCGAACAAGCAGGUGGUUUCCUGUCUUUGUUAAGCUCCUUUAACAAAAAGUGGGAUUAG